ACUGCCACGACCACAGGAACGAAGAGCCCUUGCAAGAAAACUGCAUUGAAUUUGAAUGCCAGCUUCUUAAAAGGGAGGAAGUACAAUACAGGGUACAAGAUAAAGAAUGGGAGAAAACUGGAAAAAACAACAAAAGCUUCGGAAUGUUCCACAAAUUCCUUGCAUUCGAGUCCCUCCAUCUGCCUCUGACAGUUCCUUACUGAAGGACCUAACCCGAGGGCAACAGCGUUACUUUUACAGCAUCAUGAGGAUUUACAACUCCAGGCCCCAGUGGGAGGCCCUGCAGACCCGCCAUAUUCAUAGCCUUUGGCACCAGCAGCUGCUCGGUUAUAUUACUCAACAGGAAGCCUUGUCUUAUGCUGUUGUACUUAGAGAUUCAAUCAAGAGAGCCUCAACCAAGGUAGCUUCUCAAAGAACCAUUCCCCGGAAAUCUUCAGCUAUGACAAGAAAAUGUCCUUCAGCACUAUCUCUGUCUGUGGUUCUACCAAAGGUCCAAAGUACAGGGUGCUGAACUCUCAGGAACUGAGAGUUGGCAACAUUUUCUGAAACAUGCAGUUUCAUGUAUCCUGGCAUCUAGCAUCCAUGUAUCUAGUGAGCAAUCUAGUGGGUACUUAGUACAUAUUUGUUGAAUGGCAGUGAGUAAAAGAAAAAUUUCUAACAUAAACCUCAGACCUAAAUAUUAAUAUAAUCUCUCUCCUAUUCACAUAAAUUUUUCCAGCAAGAACAAGUUGAGAGAUUUUGGAGCAAUGAAGUAGAGAGUAAGCAAGCAUUUCCACAUAUAAUCUGUAGAGUAAAAUGACUUUAAAGCUUUCAGAGUAAAAGCUUCCUUUGAAUUAGAACCUCCUAGAGAAUUCCAAAAAUAGUGAAAGGGGACAUGUGACCAGAAGUUUCCAGGUCCACUGUCACUGGGUGACCAUUACCUGAAAGCCACCCACACUGUACAUAUUGAAAAUAUAGAAACUAACAUGGAAUUAACAUGGAUGACAGAGGGCUACAGAGCCAUGUUAUUUCAGCAACACUGUACAUUUCCUUCCUGUCUUCUCCAUCCAUCGAUGGCAUUCAACUUGGCCCAAAAGCUUCUGAUUCUCACCUGACUUGAUCACUUUGUGUCACCCUGAAACUUGCAUUUAUCAUUCUUCCACAGCUGGAUUGAUUUUACACAGCUAUAAUUGGCCUUGACAUGGAUAAGAGAAUUCAUACACACAUCUUUUCCUAGCAGCUGAAAAAACACCCUUAGCAGAACAUGAAAUAGCCCAAACAACUGAUCUCAAGUCUUACCUUUCUGUGGCCUCAAAGGUUUUAAGCAAAGCAUAUAAAACUAUACAAAUAAGCAAAAGAGAAAAUAGUCAGAUCAUUCUGUAGACAGCAUAGUAUUAUAUUAGUCAUAUUUAAUAGUUAUUUUCAUCAGUGAUUUUUCUGUGUGUUAAAAAUUAAUCACCAGUGUGCAUGUAAAGUCAAAAUAAAAAAUGCCUCUUUCUCA
Molecule: messenger RNA, 1480 nt
Organism: Lemur catta (Ring-tailed lemur)
Lineage: Eukaryota; Metazoa; Chordata; Mammalia; Primates; Lemuridae
Gene: FAM216B
Product: family with sequence similarity 216 member B
Source: RefSeq, a predicted model, not a curated record